Schistosoma turkestanicum is the source of this 699-nucleotide messenger RNA. The record is from the annotation of a GenBank genome assembly. NCBI's taxonomy places the organism in Eukaryota, Metazoa, Platyhelminthes, Trematoda, Strigeidida, Schistosomatidae.
AUGACUGAACUAAUAAUCCCUAACAAAUCAACGACUAAAUAUUAUUGCACCGAAAUCGCAAACAAACUCCAUCGAUAUAUGUGUGAUCAUUCACUACGUCUGUCAGAAGCACAAAGAUGGUUAAUACAAAAGACUGUUGAACAUCCAUUAUCAGAAAUGCUUAUUUGCAGUUUAGAGAUGCAAUUGCUGUGUAAUUUGUGUUAUGGAAUAAAUGCUAGAAAGACACUUGACAUUGGAGUUUUUACUGGAUAUAGUGCAUUGUCUAUCGCUGAAGUAUUACCAUCAGAUGGAUGUGUACUAGCUUUAGAUAUAACGGAUAAAUAUUUGAAAGAUUAUUGUAUACCAGCAUGGAAAAUGGCUGGUGUAGAAUCGAAAAUUGAUUUUCGACUCGGUCCAGCUAUUCGAACAUUAGAAAAAUUGAUUGAUAAUGGGCAAAGUGAAACAUUCGAUCUUGCUCUUAUUGAUGCUGAUAAAGAGAAUUAUAGUAAUUAUUAUGAAUUAUGUCUGAAAUUGAUUCGUCCUCGUGGUAUCAUUGCAAUUGAUAAUGUUUUACGGCGGCUACUUGUGAUUGAUGAGAAUGAUCAUAGUGCUGAAACUGUUGGUAUACGAGAGAUGAAUGAUUUGAUUGCUAAAGAUAACCGUGUUCGACUUUCGUUUCUAAACUUUGGAGAUGGAUUAACAAUUGUUGUGAAGAAAUGA